Messenger RNA from Lycium barbarum (goji berry), 3645 nucleotides. RefSeq names its product cuscuta receptor 1-like. Bases 518 to 3601 code for a protein of 1027 amino acids. NCBI's taxonomy places the organism in Eukaryota, Viridiplantae, Streptophyta, Magnoliopsida, Solanales, Solanaceae. The record is from RefSeq and is a predicted model, not a curated record. Gene Ontology annotation, molecular function: protein binding. The transcript is spliced from 5 exons.
GAGUUACUUGAGUUGAGGGUCUUUCGGAAAUAACCUCUCUACCUCCACAAGGUAGGGGUAAGGUCCACGUACACUCUACCCUCCCCAGACUCCACCUAUGGGAUUACACUAGUAUGGUAUUGUUGUUUGUUGUUGAGAAAGGGUCUCAAGUCAAUGAUAAUGUUAGUCAAGGUUGUCUUUUUUUAUAACAAAAGAUUCCAGCUCACUUUAGACCAAUCAAAUUGCAAGCAAUAUUUUGAUGCACAUUAGAGAAAAAUAAAUGAAUGAUUUAAUAUUAAAUUAGAGCAAAAUAUAGGCACGAAAGGACAAGAACAACAUAUCAAAAUAAAAAACCUGAAAGGGAUACGACAAGGUUCUUAAUAAAUAUUCAGUAGAAUAAUGUUUCUGCAAAGAAAUCUAUAUAUCCUGAAUCAUCAACUUCCUUCUCUCAUUUUAUAGUCUUGUCAUUCAGUGGGCUAUGAAAUUAGAAGAUUGUUUGAACCUUUUGAGUGAGAGCAAGUAGGUAAAGAAGCAGAAUAUGACUAGCAAGAUAGUAUCUUGGUGGUUGUUGAUUUUAUUCAUAGCAAAUGGAUGGUGGUGUUGUAAUUCUUGUUGGAAAGAAGAAAGGACUGCUCUCUUGCAACUCAAGGCAAACAUAAACUACAAGAUAGCCGGCGAUUAUUUGCUAUCAUGGGUGGCUAAUGAAACCUCAGAUUGUUGUCGAUGGGACGGAAUUGUUUGCAGCAAUAAGACCAGAAGAGUCACUGAGUUGUCCAUUAUUGUCGAGAAAAUUAAUCAAGAAGAACAAUUUAGUACUCUCAAUGGUACAAAUACUGAUGAUAGUAUUUUGGAGAACUGGCUUUUCAACGCAUCUUUAUUUAUUCCCUUCAAAAAUCUCAAAGCUCUGCUCCUCCCUGAACUUUCAUUGGACGGUUGGGCGAAGAAUGAAGGUUUUGAGAAACUGAGACGACUGAGAAAACUGGAAACACUUGAUUUAUCAGGGAACAACUUCAAUCGCAGCAUCUUUCAGUCUCUUAGUGAACUUUCAUCUCUCAAGUCAUUGAACCUCUCAAACAACAACAUUGGAUCAGGUGCCAAAACAUGGCCCCCUCCAUCUGCCUCUUUGAACAUUUUAGGUUCUGAGAGAUUAACAGGUUUAGACAAGCUGGAAAUCCUAGACCUGAGCCUUAACUAUCUAGCUGAUGAAAAUGUUCUCUCUGCUUUAGAGCUAAAUACAUCUAGAACAGCAUUGAAGAAGCUCGAUAUAAGGUACAACACAUUCCGAAGUUUUAUACCAAAUGAAGAGUUGGGAGCUUUAAGAAAUAUAAAGUACUUACUGUUGGAUGGAAACACAUUGGACGAGAACUUUCUCAGGAGCAGUGGUGUAAUGUCAUACCUUAAAGUAUUAUCAGUAGCUCAGUGCAACCUCAACGGAAACCUACCACUUCAAGGCUUGUGUGAUCUAAAAUAUCUUGAAGAACUAAGUCUCAGCAGAAACAGCUUCACUGGAAAAAUUCCUACAUGUCUUGGAAACUUAACAUUUCUUCGGGUAAUCGAUCUCACUCAAAAUCAGUUUACUGGAAACAUUGCCUCAUCUCCACUUUCGAGUCUCUUGUCCCUGGAAUACCUCUUGUUAGCAAACAAUAACUUUGAGAUACCAAUUUCAUUCGAGUCAUUUGCUAACCAUUCAAAACUUAAGUUCAUCAUUGCUGACUACAACUCACUAAUUGUACAAACUUCUCCCAAAAGUUGGAUCCCAAAGUUUCAAUUAGAAGCUUUAUCUUUAUUCAACUGCUCUCAAAUGCCAAGUUUCCUUCAUUAUCAACAUCAUCUAAGACUUCUCUGUCUCUCGAAUUGCAACAUUGGUGGAGACUUUCCAAAUUGGUUGUUAGAAAACAAUUCUAGACUUGGAGAAGUUUACUUGGAUGGAAAUGCAUUCACUGGAUCUCUUCAAUUGCCAUUCCUUCCUAAUCUGAAAGCUCUUGAUAUCUCAAACAAUAAGAUUCAAGGGAAACUUCCUCUUGACAUUGGGUCCAUUUUCCCGAAUCUCGUGAUGACAACAAUGUCCCACAAUAUGCUUGAAGGCUUGUUGCCUUCAAGUUUUGCUGACAUGAAGAACCUUGCAUGCUUGGAUUUGUCAUACAAUAAGUUAACAGGAGACCUACCGAUUGCAUUUGCUCGUGAAGGAUCCAAGUUAUAUUUUCUGAGAUUGUCGAAUAACACGUUGAAAGGGGAAAUAUUUCCAGUUUCAGCUACCAUCAACAAUUUCGAAUAUUUAUACUUGGAUAGGAACAACUUCUCCGGCCCAAUUCCGCAGAAGUUAUCGACUGCUCCUUUACGCACAUUGGACUUAAGUUACAACAAAUUGUCAGGAAACAUACCAGCCUGGCUUGGUAAUAUCUCCUCCUUAACCUCCCUUGCAUUGUCUAGAAACCAUCUAAAGGGUCAUAUUCCACCUGAUUAUUGUAGACUUCAAGGACUUGAGGUCUUGGAUCUCUCUGAAAACAACCUUGUUGGUGCAAUUCCAUCAUGUUUCAGUUCUUUCCGAGACUUAAACCGUGUGUAUUUGAGCAAAAACAAGUUACAAGGGAAUUUCAACAUGUUCUCAAACUCAGAUCUAGAAGUGUUGGAUCUUAGAUAUAACAAUUUUAGUGGUUCGAUUCCAAAAUGGUUGGGUACUACUCUUGGAAUAACCACCUUACUCUUGAAAGGAAAUCAUCUUCAAGGCAACAUUCCCACAGAGCUGUGCCUUGCGAGUAGAUUGAGAAUUUUGGAUCUUGCUCAUAAUAAUCUCUCGGGUCCUAUUCCUCGUUGCUUUGGGAACAUAAUGCAAAAAGACAUUGUAAUAGAAGCAUACCCAUACAGUGGAUCAUUUGGACAUACAGGAUUCGAGACGUUUGGAGGAGAUGCCAUGAUAGAUGUAGGGACCUCGAUCAGUUCAUCAUCGAUAACUUUAUUUGAAAAAAACUAUGCAUGGGUUGGAGCAGAGUUUACGACCAAACAUAAUACAUAUUCCUACGAGGGUAGCAUUGUUGAUGAUAUGUUUGGAAUUGAUCUUUCUUGCAACCAAUUAAGUGGUCAAAUACCCAAGGAACUCGGUAACCUUACCAUUCUUCGUGCACUUAACUUGUCACAUAACCACCUUACCGGAGCGAUGCCGUCACAGUUUUCGAAUCUCCAGAAUAUUGAGAGUAUGGACCUAUCAUACAACAACUUGACUGGGAGGCUUCCCACUCAACUUCUAGAGUUGACAACUCUAGGAGUUUUUACCGUGGCACAUAAUAAUCUAACAGGUAGGACUCCACAGCUUUCCGCGCAGUUUGCAACUUUUAAUGAAAGCAGUUAUGAGGGAAAUCCUUUUCUUUGUGGUCUUCCAUUACAUACCAGUUGCAUGGAGACUAAAGAGCUACCAAUGUCACCUCCUGGACCAGAUUAUUGUGAAGAAGAUACUGGUUUCCUAGAUAUGGAGUCGUUCUAUAUUUCCUUUCUUGUGGCAUAUGCAAAUGUGGUGCUCGUAGUGAUUGUAGUUCUCUGGGUUAACCCCUACUGGAGAAAUGUUUGGUUUUAUUAUGUUGAGUCUUUCAUGUAUUCUUGUUACUACUUUUUUGCUUCCAAAAUGUAAACUUUACAUAUUAAGGUUACUUUCAAGUAAAUCAUACGCUUGAG